Messenger RNA from Coturnix japonica (Japanese quail), 1431 nucleotides. It is a transcript of the gene APOD, whose product is annotated as apolipoprotein D. The record is from RefSeq and is a predicted model, not a curated record. Gene Ontology annotation, cellular component: cytoplasm. Gene Ontology annotation, biological process: lipid transport; response to reactive oxygen species; brain development. Gene Ontology annotation, molecular function: cholesterol binding. Lineage: Eukaryota; Metazoa; Chordata; Aves; Galliformes; Phasianidae.
UUGUGCCGGUGCUGUAUAAUGAGAAUCCCGGCACGCUUAUAAAACCAGGGGCGGAGAGCUCCCUGCAGGGCUGUUCUGUGCGGACCUGGUCCUCCGCGGAGCAUCGCAUCGCUGUGCCUCGUCAGCCAAGGUCUGUUUCCCACCAGCACGGCCAUGCUGGGAACAGCAGUGCAGCUCUCAGUCCUGCUCGGUCUCCUAGGCUUGGGGAAUGCACAGAUGUUCUACAUGGGACCAUGCCCAGACCCACCAGUGCAGGAGGACUUCAAUAUCAACAAGUAUUUGGGAAAGUGGUACGAGAUAGAAAAGCUGCCCUCGAAUUUCGAGAAAGGAAGCUGCAUCCAGGCAAACUACUCGCAGAAGGAGAACGCGAAGUUUAAAGUGAUCAACAAGGAGUUGCUUUCCAGUGGCAAAAUAAAUGAAAUCGAAGGAGAAAUGCUGCACACAGACGUGAAGGAGCCGGCCAAGCUGAGCGUCCGCUUCAGCUGGUUUAUGCCCCCUGCCCCAUACUGGGUCAUCUCCACUGACUAUGAAAACUACGCACUGGUGUACUCCUGCACCAGCAUCUUCUGGUUUUUCCACUUCGAGUAUGCCUGGAUUCUGUCCCGAGCUCCUGACAUGCACCCAGACACCGUAGAGCACCUGAAGAGCAUGCUCCGGUCCUACAAGAUCGACACCGACAAGAUGAUACCCACAGAUCAGCUCAACUGCCCCGCCGAGAUGUAACCGCAGCCCCGCGCAGCAGGACGGCUCCCAACUGGGUCGCUUCCCUUAUUAGCCAGUAGUGUCUCUGUGUAAGCGAGCAAAGCAAUGUUCCCUUUGCUCACAGUAGUCUGCCAACCCCAGGCACCCUGUGCAUCACUCCUGCUGUUGCUGUUCCUGAUGUUCCUCUCAUUCCAUCUCAUCCCACCUGACUUGUGCAGCGUGGCUGACUGCAGGCUGAUGGGGGAAGACAACCAGCCCCGAUGUGCAGGCGUGGGGCUCAGCUGCUGCCAUGGGUCCUGCAGCACGUGGAUGCAGAAAGCAUUGAGACGCAGGGGAGACCCAUCACGAACCCAGUUUUGGUUCUGAUGCUUCUAGGCCCGCUGGGAGGACAGGGGGGCAGGCAUUUUGAGUGUGCUUCCUCUUCAAGCUGCUGCCACAUCUGAUCCUCCCUAGAAUUCAGAUUUGGUCUUUUGUAUUUAAAGUCUCCAAGUGCCCAGAACCUCAUCUCAGCUCCUUCCCGUGGUCUCCAUGUCCCCCAUCUGCCCCCAUUGAGGCCCCGCAGAGCAUCAGGUGCAGCACUCACGUUCUGAUGCACAUCCCAUAGCAGCUCCUACCUGUGCCGUGCCAUACCCUGCUUCUGCACCCUGCCCUGCUCAGCACCUCGCUCCCCCUGCAGCUCUGCUCGCAUCGCACCACAGCAACUCAUUAAAAAUGAAACCAAGCACCCUC